CCUCCACGCAUCCAUCCCGGCCGCGCUCAGCAGAGCCGAGCCCGGACGGGGCAGAGCGGCGGCCGCGAGGGGACAGCGCCGGUAUGGUGACAGCGCCGGGAAUGGUGGCAGAGCCAGGGAUGGUGGCAGGCUGUGCCCGGGAUGGUGGCAGGCUGUGCCCGGGAUGGUGGCAGUGCCCAGGAUGGUGGCAGUGCCCGGGAUGGUGGCAGGCUGUGCCCGGGAUGGUGGCAGUGCCCAGGAUGGUGGCAGUGCCCGGGAUGGUGGCAGUGCCCACGAUGGUGGCAGGCUGUGCCCUCGGCUAUGGCAGGCUGUGCCAGGGAUGGUGCAGGCUGUGCCCGGGAUGGUUCAGGCAGUGCCCGGGAUGGUGCAGGCUGUGCCCCCGGCUAUGGCAGGCUGUGCCCGCGGUGGAUGGCAGCAGUGGCAGCAGGCGCACACUGUGCCCGCAGCGAUGGCAGCUGCGCCCGCAUUCCCCGCCGAGCCGGGCCCGCUGCGCUCCCUCCCGCCGCCGCUGUCACCGCGCUCCGCAAGGGCCGCUCCUGCACCCAGGGCCCGCCCCGCAUUCCCCGGCGAUCCUCACCCCCGGCCCGGUACCUGCCCUUCCUCCGCGUCCGUGGCCAGCGGGAGCGGCAGCGCCGCCCGAGCGCAGAGCGUGGGGGCCGGGCCGGGCCGGGCCGGGCCUGGCGGGCCGGGCGGGGCGGGGGAAGGGCCCCGCGCCUGCGCUGCCUUUGCGGAGCGGCCGCGGUGCCGGCCGGGCCCGGCGCUGCUCCCGCGGCCGGGCUGCAGGGAGCGGCCUCCGCGUCGCCCAUGGGCGCUGUGGCGGCCCCGAACGCGGAUCCGUCCCCCGCCGGCCACGACACCGAGCCUGGCGCCGCGGCCGACAGCCAACGCCCGCCCUCCAGCCUGUGCAGCAGCCCCGGCUCCCUCCCGCCCGACAGCCUCCAAGCCUUCCCCGGCCUCGACUCGCCCAGCAUCCAGUGUGACAGCCUGGAGUGUCCCCCCUGCUCGUGCUGCCGCUGCCGCCGCCGCAGCGCGGGCUCGGCCGGGGCCAGCGAGGACAGCCUGCAGGCCCCCGUGGCCCGGGGCUCCGGCACACGGUGCUUCGGCGAGCACCGCGCCUCCAGCGACCUCUCCGACAGCCUCGAGUCCUUCAUCCAGCACGACAGCCUCCAGUCGCUCUCCAGCCUGGGUGUGAGCUCCUCCAGCAUCAGCGGUGAUAGCCUUGAAUCCCUGUCCAGUCUGAGCCUGGGGACCAGCAGCCAGCACAGCGAUCUCGAGUUCAUCGGGCAGUGAGUGUGCCCUGAGCCUCCCGCACAGCCUUUUGCCGGCUCUGCCAGCUGCCAGGAGCGCUGCCAGGCUGCUGCCCUGCCUCCCGAGGUGACGUUGUUCCAGUUGAGAAUGGAAGUGCGUGGUCCUCAGAGGAAUCCCAGCUACCUCUCAGAUCUCUAUGAGAACAUGUUAAGGGCUGAAGGAGCAGUGGGACGAGGGAAGCAGCAGCCCCCAGCAGUCCAUACAAGUAGCAGCAAGAC
Messenger RNA from Prinia subflava (tawny-flanked prinia), 1526 nucleotides. Its product is annotated as collagen alpha-1(XVI) chain-like. NCBI's taxonomy places the organism in Eukaryota, Metazoa, Chordata, Aves, Passeriformes, Cisticolidae. Bases 142 to 1290 code for a protein of 382 amino acids. The record is from RefSeq and is a predicted model, not a curated record. The transcript has 2 exons.